Messenger RNA from Adineta steineri, 1122 nucleotides. The record is from the annotation of a GenBank genome assembly. Lineage: Eukaryota; Metazoa; Rotifera; Eurotatoria; Adinetida; Adinetidae.
AUGUCAGGAGUAACAACAACAAUCACACCAACUGGAACACAACAGAAUAAAUUUGAAGGUGAUGGAGUUCCGUUCAAAGGCAAACUUAUUGGAAUGGAAGAUGUACCAGUUGAUCGUGAUGAAAAAGCAUGUCUUGAUUCAUUGUUUAAAUUAAAAGCUGUUGCAAAUGCUCGCAAAGAACAUAAACAAAAACUUCAAUUGAAUUUAACUAUGGCCGGAAUUAAAGUUUAUGAUGAUACAACAAAAGUUAUAAUUGCUUCUCAUGAAGUUGAACGUAUAUCAUUUGUUGUUAUGGAUCCACGUGAUCAACGUGCCUUUGGUUAUAUUUAUAAUACGAGUGAUGAUCGUCAUCAAUUUUGGGCUAUUAAAACUGAACGAACAGCAGCAACAACUGUAUAUGCACUUAAGGAACUUUUUGAAAUAGCCUUUGAACAAUUUACUAAUGCUGAAAAAGCAAAUCAAACGACAUCUGCGCCAGUAUCACCUGCAGACGUAACUGUUUCAAUACAGCAAACACCUUCACAAUCUACUCCUGUUCCUACACCACAACCAUCACUACAACCUCCACCACCACCGAUACCUCAACGAACAGAGCCUGCAGCUGCAUCUCUUCUUGGUGAUAUCUGGGGAGACAGUCCAACAGUAACGUUGCCUCAACCACCAAUACAAACAAUUCAACAACCACCGAUACAAACAGUUCAACAACCUCCAACACAAACAGUUCAACAACAAUCAAUACCUGAGCUCGAUUUGUGGGGUAAUAAUGAACCUGCUGUACCUGUUCAACAACCAGCACCACGUGUUGAAGAUCCUCUUGGUGAUAUGUUUGGUUUACCUGGAUCACCAUCACAACCACCACCGCCACCAGCACGUCCAACACCUCAACAACCAACAUCUACUACUGGUACUAAUGAUUUCUUGUCAAUGUUUGCUCCUGCUCAACCAACACCAAAUGUGAAUACCAAUAUGUUUGCGCAAUCAGUUCAACAAACACCUUUUAUUCCUCAACAACAGCAACAACAACAACAAAAUUUUAUGAAUCCAACACCUAUCAUGCCUGUGUCUCCACCAACUGUAACAAAUUCAACUAGUGGCUUUGAUUUACUUGGAGACUUUUCAUAA